AUGAUUACCAAAAACGAUAACUAUACUUCCGCGAACAAUGACUGUUACGACUACAUGAAGUAUGCAAAUCUUACAACCGAACCGAAUCGCUGGAUUUUGGAGCCGUUGGGUAUUUGGCCAUUGAAAAGAGAUUGCGUCGAGGUUUCUUGGAAGGACAAUUUCCUCCGUAGAGGAAAAAACGUGAUCUUUUAUUUUCUGAUGAUUUUUGUCUUUGUAUCUUGCGUUCCUUACGUGAUUUUUGAGGUCGAAAGUAUCUACUAUAAGUUGAAGCUUACCGGUCCAUUGAGUUUCUGUGUCAUGGCCUUCCUUAAGUAUACCCUUUUGACUAUCCGAGAGAAGGACAUUCGAUGUUGUAUCGAGUCCAUCGAGAUGGAUUGGAAGAAGAUAUCGCAUUUCGAGGACGAACGAAUAAUGAUCGAUAAACUUCAUACUGGACGACGUCUCGUAACUCUUUGCAUCAUUUUGACUUUCGGUGCUGCUGGUUUUUAUCACGUUGUCUUACCUUUGAUGAGCGGAAAGGUUUUUGCACCUGCUAUAAAUGUAACAUAUAGGCCAGCUCCUUUUCCCGUAACCAGCUUGCUCAUGGAUAUUCGUUACAGUCCGGCAAACGAAAUUAUUAUCUUUAUUCAAUGUCUUUACGGAUUUACGGCUCAUUCAAUUGCAGCUGGUACUUGCAGUUUGGCAGCCGUUUUCACGAUGCACGCUUGCGGACAGCUGCAGGUCUUGAUGAAUUGGCUGGAACACUUGUUGGAUGGUCGGGAAGGCAUGUGUUCCAACGUGGACGAAAGAAUGGCGAGUAUCAUCCAACAACAUGUUCGAACCUUGAAUUUCAUAUCGCUCACUGAAAAUUUAUUAAAUGAGGUUUCUCUAAUCGAGGUCGUUGGGUGCACUUUAAAUAUGUGCUUACUUGGAUAUUAUUGCAUUAUGGAAAGUAACAUGUCCGAAAGAAUAGGUUGCAUAACGUAUGGCAUAGUUCUUACAUCCGUGACUUUCAAUAUUUUCAUAUUUUGUUACAUAGGGGAGCUACUUAUAGAACAGUGUCAAAUAUUAGGAGAGCGAACGUAUGCUAUCGAUUGGUAUCGUUUAACAGGAAAGAAAAGUCAACCUCUUAUUCUCCUAAUCGCCAUGACGAGAACAACAACGAAAUUAACUGCUGGAAAUUUCAUGGAACUUUCUUUGAGUAGUUUCAGCGACAUUAUCAAAUCUUCAGUCGCCUACUUAAAUAUGUUACGAACAUUGACGUAA
Vespa crabro (European hornet) is the source of this 1245-nucleotide messenger RNA. RefSeq lists its product as uncharacterized. The record is from RefSeq and is a predicted model, not a curated record. The coding region runs from base 1 to 1245 and encodes 414 amino acids. The transcript has 5 exons. Gene Ontology annotation, biological process: sensory perception of smell; detection of chemical stimulus involved in sensory perception of smell. Gene Ontology annotation, molecular function: odorant binding; olfactory receptor activity. Gene Ontology annotation, cellular component: plasma membrane. NCBI's taxonomy places the organism in Eukaryota, Metazoa, Arthropoda, Insecta, Hymenoptera, Vespidae.